CACGAGGAUAUGACGAAACCUCUUGGGUAGCCAGACCCCCCUUAAAGGUCUUGAAGAUCCCUGAAGACAGAAAGCUGUAAAUACUCCCUGAAGAAACCUUCUGAGAAAUAUUGUGGGAAGCCUCAAACCCAUGGAAACUUUAAGGUAAGCCACGGAGGACCCCCUUAAGUGUCCUGGGAGACUAUAGAAGAAGGCUGGACUCCUCCGGACCUCUGUCCUGGGAGGCUACAGAAGACUAAGUAGAAGAGGGCUGGUCUCCUCUGGACCGGACUGUUAUAAAUGACCAGAGGCCCUGAGAUUGUGCUGGCGGUUUUUACUAGACUCCUGAGUCAGAGAGUCAGUCUCCCAACUUGUUAGGAAUCUCUUAAGAUUGCUUUUGAUCUGAGCUGUAACCUGACAUGUCCAAAAAGGAAUCCUAAAGACCCUGUAAAAUGUAGUCUUCAAGAAGACCCCAAUGUCCCGUUUUGAAUUUGAGAGUCUGAACAAAGGAACAGGACACAGUCUGAAGGAACCCGGAGUAAUCUUGACCCUAAGGUAAAUUUGGGAAACAGGUGUAGUCUAGGAUCUGAAGUGUUAAGAGGAACCCUUAAAGGAGACUUGAGUAUAUUUGAGGACCGUAGAGUGACCUUUGCAGGAAUCCUGAUACCUCAGGAACCCCUCAGAGAAGGGAUGGGGACCCUUCGGGACCUUCAGUACGCCCUGCAGGAGAAGAUCGAGGAACUGCGUCAGCGUGAUACGCUGAUCGACGAGCUGGAGCUGGAGCUGGAUCAGAAGGACGAGCUGAUCCAGAGGUUACAGAACGAGCUCGACAAGUACCGCUCGGUUCUCCGGCCCGCCACCGCCCAGCAGGUACAGGCCCAGCAGCAGAACCUGGUCCUGCAGCCGGACCAGCACCGCAGCAAACGACAGGCCAUCUCCGCUGAACCCACAGCCUGUGACAUCAGCGACCUGAGCCACGUCACCCUGCCCUUCUACCCAAAGAGUCCAGAGUCUAAGGAGAUGAUUAAGGAGGCCAUCUUGGAUAACGACUUCAUGAAGAACCUGGAGCUGUCUCAGAUCCAGGAGAUCGUGGACUGCAUGUACCCGGUGGAUUAUGGGAAAGACGCCUGCAUCAUCGAGGAGGGCGACGUGGGCUCUCUGGUCUACGUGAUGGAAGAGGGGAAGGUGGAAGUGACUAAAGAGGGGAUGAAGUUGUGUACGAUGGGACCGGGCAAAGUGUUCGGAGAGCUGGCAAUCCUCUACAACUGUACCCGGACGGCAACUGUCAAGACUCUGGUGCAUGUGAAGCUGUGGGCGAUCGACCGUCAGUGUUAUCAAACCAUCAUGAUGAGAACCGGACUUAUCAAACACGCAGAGUACAUGGACUUCCUCAAGAGCGUUCCCACCUUCCAGGGUCUGUCAGAGGAAAUUCUCAAUAAACUUGCCGACGUCAUGGAGGAGACCCAUUAUGAAGACGGAGAGUACAUCAUCAGACAGGGAGCCCGAGGAGACACCUUCUUCAUCAUCAGUAAGGGAAAGGUGAACGUGACCCAGGAGGAGUCGGCCAAUCAGGAGCCAACACACCUUAGAGAGCUCACCAGGGGGAACUGGUUUGGAGAGAGAGCUCUACAGGGAGAGGAUGUGAGAACAGCCAAUGUCAUCGCUGCGGAGGCCGUCACCUGCCUGGUCAUCGACCGAGACUCAUUCAAACAUCUGAUUGGUGGACUGGACGAUGUUUCGAAUAAAGGUUACGAGGACGCUGAAGCCAAGGCCAAGUACGAGGCAGAGAACGCCUUCUUCUCCAGUCUGAAGUUGACCGACUUCAACAUCAUCGACACGCUGGGAGUUGGAGGCUUCGGACGUGUUGAGCUGGUUCAGCUGAAGAACAAGGAGGCGAAGACGUUCGCAAUGAAGAUCCUGAAGAAGCGUCACAUCGUCGACACGAGACAACAGGAACACAUCCGCUCUGAGAAACACAUCAUGACUGAGGCGCACUCCGACUUCAUCGUCAGGUUGUACCGGACGUUUAAAGACAGUAAAUAUCUCUACAUGCUGUUGGAGGCUUGUCUUGGAGGAGAGCUGUGGACUCUCCUGAGAGACAGGGGUUCAUUUGAAGACUCGACCACCAGGUUUUACACGGCAUGUGUGGUUGAGGCCUUCGCCUACCUGCAUGCCAAAGGCAUCAUAUACAGAGACCUGAAACCUGAAAACCUCAUACUGGACAGCCGGGGAUACGCCAAGCUGGUGGACUUUGGUUUCGCCAAAAAGAUUGGUGUCUGUAAGAAGACUUGGACGUUCUGCGGCACGCCAGAGUACGUCGCUCCAGAGAUCAUCCUCAACAAGGGUCACGACGUCUCCGCAGACUACUGGUCUCUGGGUAUCCUAAUGUAUGAGCUGCUGACUGGCAGCCCUCCGUUUUCAGGUCCAGACCCGAUGAAAACCUACAACAUCAUCUUGAGAGGCAUCGACAUGAUCGAGUUCCCCAAGAAGAUCACCAAGAACGCCGGCAACCUCAUCAAGAAGCUCUGCAGAGAUAAUCCCUCAGAGAGACUCGGAAACCUGAAAAACGGAGUCAAAGACAUCCAAAAACACAAGUGGUUUGAAGGUUUUAACUGGGAAGGUCUGAGGAAAGGAACUCUGACUCCGCCCAUUACACCUGAUGUUUCCUCUUCAACUGACACAAGUAACUUUGACAAUUUCCCCGAAGACACAGAGGAGCCGCCACCAGACGACAACUCUGGAUGGGAUUACGACUUUUAGCCCAGUUCAUAGUUAAACUUUCAACCCGACACUCUACAGUGUGAAAUCUUGGAGGAACAAUAAUGGUUCACCAGGCUGAACAAAGACAAACUUUUUUCAAGCAUUUUGGAUUCUGUGGGAAUAGAACUCCAAAUGCUUUGUGAGGGAGCCGACGGAAAAGAACUGGAGUCCUGUCGUUGAGCAAACUUCAAACCAUCCAGAGGAAUUCUGAGCUGAAACCUGAAAACAUCUGAGAGCUGGAGGAUGAGGUGGUUCAAGUAUGAGACAAUCAAUCUUGUCUACAAGUUUUACCUGUUUCCAAGAAAUGGUCAACUUGUUUAUCAAUUCUCAGAGAAGUGAAUGGAUCCUGGAAAUAUUAGAAGAAUUAAUGCAGAAUCCAAAGGGGUUCAAGUAAGUUGUUGACUUUUGUGACCUGGAAAAGUCACUCUACAAACUCCAGUUAGACCCCUAUCAGAACUCUGAUGUUUUUUGAACAAGAGAUACUUGUGCCCUGAUGAAAGGAUAAGUGCUCAGUGAAGACACCCCUCAUCCCAAUUAAGUUACAUAACUUACCUUAUGGCCCUUAGCUGCCACUGCAACCAAAAUAGCGAUUCCACCUUCAACAGACCCAGGCUCCAUUUCCAAUCGUUUAGACUGAUGGGCAGCAAGAGCAAGGACAUCACCAGGGUUGUCAAGUUAGGGAACCUCCCUUCACUGGUGUUUUGCCCAAUUAGUCCCACUACACCUUGAGAAGGACGGUCAGUGAGUUCUGACGUCCCAGAGCCUCCCCCCUCCAUGCUAGCUCUCACCAACCACCGUAACCACACACAGAACUUCUAUAUCUCAACUACCCUACCACAUGGCCAUCACAGCCCAAACAGCAACUC
This is a messenger RNA of Labrus mixtus (cuckoo wrasse), 3605 nucleotides long. RefSeq names its product protein kinase cGMP-dependent 1b (gene prkg1b). The transcript has 17 exons. Gene Ontology annotation, molecular function: cGMP-dependent protein kinase activity; ATP binding. Bases 670 to 2739 code for a protein of 689 amino acids. Lineage: Eukaryota; Metazoa; Chordata; Actinopteri; Labriformes; Labridae. Gene Ontology annotation, biological process: protein phosphorylation. The record is from RefSeq and is a predicted model, not a curated record.